Molecule: messenger RNA, 1734 nt
Organism: Ricinus communis (castor bean)
Lineage: Eukaryota; Viridiplantae; Streptophyta; Magnoliopsida; Malpighiales; Euphorbiaceae
Product: protein TRANSPARENT TESTA GLABRA 1
Exons: 1
Coding region: 358-1386 (342 amino acids)
Cellular component (GO): nucleus
Molecular function (GO): protein binding
Source: RefSeq, a predicted model, not a curated record
AAAUUUAAUAAAUAUAAAUUACUCCUUUUUAAAAAAAAAUACAUCAGCAUCGUACGCGCAGAUGCAGUAUAAAGUUUAAAACACUAAGUCUUUUUCGUAAAAAAAAAAAGAGAAACACUAAUUCUUCUACCAAUAAAAAUGAGUCGGAAUGUACUGUGGACCACGAAAGCUAAUUUGCGGCCAGCCAACUAACUGGAAGGUAGAAGUCUUCUUCCGAUGAAUUUUCCCUCUUCUGAGAAUUGACUUUCGGUUCCUUCCAAUUCCAUUGCUUUCCUAAAUAUAAAACACAUAAUUACACUUCAAAUCCACACACAAAAUCCCAACACAAAUUUGAAUCCCAUUUUCCCAUUGAAAGAAAUGGAAAACUCGACCCAGGAAUCCCAUCUCAAAUCCGAAAACUCCAUAACCUAUGACUCUCCUUACCCACUUUACGCCAUGGCCUUCUCUUCCUCUCCCUCCUCCUCCUCCACCCACCACCACCGCAUCGCGGUGGGCAGUUUUAUUGAAGACUACAGUAACAGAGUAGACAUUCUCUCCUUAAAUACAGAAACACUUUCUUUUAAAACCCACCCAUCGGUUUCAUUUGACCAUCCGUACCCACCAACUAAGCUUAUGUUCCAUCCUGCUUCUUCGCUUCGCAAGUCAUCCUCUGACUUGCUGGCUUCCUCUGGCGAUUAUCUUCGCCUCUGGGAAAUCCGUGGUGAUGUUGUUGAACCUUUAUCUGUAUUGAAUAAUAGUAAAAGUAGUGAAUUUUGUGCUCCUUUAACUUCUUUUGAUUGGAAUGAGAUUGAACCUAAGAGAAUUGGUACUUGUAGUAUUGAUACUACUUGUACUAUUUGGGAUAUUGAAAAGGGUUGUGUUGAAACUCAACUUAUUGCUCAUGAUAAGGAGGUUUAUGAUAUGGCUUGGGGUGAAGCUAGGGUCUUUGCUUCUGUUUCUGCUGAUGGGUCUGUUAGAAUCUUUGAUUUGAGAGACAAGGAGCAUUCUACUAUUCUUUAUGAAAGUCCUCGGCCUGAUACGCCUUUGCUUAGGUUAGCUUGGAAUAAGCAGGAUUUGAGGUAUAUGGCUACUAUAUUAAUGGAUAGCAAUAAAGUUGUGAUCUUGGAUAUUAGGUCUCCUACUACGCCUGUUGCUGAGUUGGAGAGGCAUAGAGCUAGUGUUAAUGCUAUUGCUUGGGCUCCUCAGAGUUGUAGACAUAUUUGUUCUGCUGGGGAUGAUGCUCAGGCUCUUAUUUGGGAUCUGCCUACUGUUGCCGGCCCUAAUGGGAUUGAUCCCAUGUCUAUGUACUCUGCUUCUUCUGAGAUUAACCAGCUUCAAUGGUCUGCUGCUCAGCCUGAUUGGAUUGCUAUUGCAUUUUCAAAUAAAAUGCAGUUUUUGAAAGUUUGAUAUGACGUAGUAAUUCUUUCCUUGUAGUGUGUAGCUUUUCUUUUUUUGUUAAUUUUGUAAUGUUGAAACUUAAGUAUUCUAAUUAGUAAUGUUGAAACUUGAGUAUUCUUCUAAUUAGAUCGUUUGCUUGCUUUAAAAGGAAUUUAGUUACAUUCAUCUUGGGUCAUUGUAAUGCUUAUUUAUGGUACUCGUAACUCAUUCAAGUCCUGAUGAGUAUUGUUUAAUAUUUACAUGGAAAUAGUUGUACUGACUCUGGUUGUAGGUAAGAACUAUUUUGAGAUUAUUUUGAUAUAAUUAAUGAAGCUGGUUCUGCAACUCUAAUAGGAACAAGUAAGUGCUUCUUCCUAG